Molecule: messenger RNA, 1338 nt
Organism: Spirodela intermedia
Lineage: Eukaryota; Viridiplantae; Streptophyta; Magnoliopsida; Alismatales; Araceae
Source: the annotation of a GenBank genome assembly
AUGGGGUGGUGGCGGCACUGGCGAUAUGGCGGCGGCGACCGUCACGGUGUAGUGACACUCCUCGUGUGCUUCUGUCUGCUCCAGGUGGCGGCCGGCAAGACGUUCCCCCGGGAUGCGGCGGCGCUGAGGCAGCUCAAGGCGGCGCUGGACCCCUCCUCUCUCACUCCGGGGUCCUGCAUCAGCUCCUGGGACUUCGCCGCCGCCGACCCCUGCGACUCCCUAUUCUCCGCCGCCAGCUUCACCUGCGGGUUCCGCUGCGACGCCGUCGACUCCGCCGGCUUCUCCCGCGUCACCGACGUCGCCCUCGACUCCGCCGGCUACUCCGGCAAGCUCUCCCCCGCCAUAUGGUCUCUGCCCUACCUCCAGACGCUGGACCUCCCUGACAACGAGCUACACGGGUCCGUCCCGCUCCCGCCACGCGGCGGCGGCGCCGUCCUCCGGCGGCUCCGCCGGAUGACCCUCUCGCGGAACGCCUUCUCCGGGAAGAUCCCCCUCAGCGAGCUCCCUGCUCUGGAAGAGCUCUUCCUCGACGGCAACCGCUUCUCCGGGCCCAUUCCCUCCCCGCCGCCGCUCCGCUCUCUCCGGCGACUGGAAAUCCAGAUGAAUAAUCUCUCCGGCGGCCUCCCGGAGCUCGGAUCCAUGCCGGGCCUGCUCUACCUCGACGCCAGCGACAACCUCCUCUCCGGCGAUCUGCCCCCCUCGUUGCCGCCGUCCCUGGUGCAGCUCUCGCUCCGCAAUAACCUCCUCCGGGGCCCCCUCGCCGGCGACCUCGUGGAGGCGCUUCCCAACAUGCAGGUCCUCGACCUCAGCCACAACCGCAUCUCCGGCGAGCUCCCGGCGGCGCUCUUCGCCCACCCGGCCCUGCAGCAGCUCACCCUCUCUCACAACCAGUUUACCGCUCUCCCGCCGCCGCCGCGGUGGUGGUGGUGGCACCCGGCGCCGAUGAGUAGCCAGCUCGUGGCUGUGGAUCUGGGGCACAACCUGCUGACGGGCAUGCUGCCGCUGGGCAUGCUGACCGCUAUGCCGCGCCUCACGGCGCUGGUGCUGGAGGACAACCGCCUCUCGGGGAUGAUCCCGCUAGAGUACGCCUUGAGGGUGGUGGCGGGCCUCGUCGGCGGCGGCGCCGCCGGGGUUGCGCCGUUGGCGCGGCUGGUCCUUGCGGGGAACUACCUCUGCGGGCCUAUCCCGGGCCCCCUGACGGCGAUGAAGGAAGGGGACGCGCUCGUCUCACUGGCGAACAACUGCCUCCUCAGCUGCCCGGAGAUCUUCUUCUUCUGCCAGGGCGCCGCCCAGAAGCAGCCCCAAGUCUGCCAUAUCUUUAACCCCCUCGUCCCCUGA